AUGGAUGACAAGCGCCUCAACGAGCUCCUCAAAUGGAGCAUCGAGAACUCCGACACAACCAGGGCCGAUCCCAAUGCCCCGCGGCCCACCACCGACCUCACCCCAGAGCUCAUGGCCUCGCUCAUGGGCGGCCCCUCGGACGCCGACCUCAUGAAGGCCUCGAUGGAGAUCAUUACAUCGAACGACAACGAGCAGGUCACCCUCGACGACAAGCUCAUUGCCUUUGACAACUUUGAGCAACUCAUCGAGAACCUCGACAACGCAAACAAUAUUGCCAACCUUAGCCUGUGGACCCCGCUGCUCGAACAGCUCAAGCACGACGAGCGCGAGGUGCGCAAGAUGGCCGCCUGGUGCGUUGGCACCGCCGUGCAGAACAACGAGCGCACACAGGAAAGGCUAUUCGCCAUGGGCGGCCUGCCUAUGCUCGUGCAUUUGGCCACACACGAGGACGAGCACCACGAGGUGCGACGCAAGGCCGUGUAUGCCCUCAGCUCGGCGGUGCGCAACUACCAGCCCGCUAUGGACGUCUUUUCCGAGGAAUUGACCAAGAAGGGCCACGCCACCGACAAGAUUGAUGCUGCAAACAUGGAGGCUGUCGAUGAGGUCGUCAACGGCCUACGGGAGAAGAUCAAGAAGGCGGCGUAA
This is a messenger RNA of Fusarium keratoplasticum, 645 nucleotides long. RefSeq names its product Hsp70 nucleotide exchange factor FES1. The coding region runs from base 1 to 645 and encodes 214 amino acids. The record is from RefSeq and is a predicted model, not a curated record. Gene Ontology annotation, molecular function: protein binding. The transcript has a single exon. Lineage: Eukaryota; Fungi; Ascomycota; Sordariomycetes; Hypocreales; Nectriaceae.